This is a messenger RNA of Hyposmocoma kahamanoa, 1421 nucleotides long. It is a transcript of the gene IKKepsilon, whose product is annotated as serine/threonine-protein kinase TBK1. The record is from RefSeq and is a predicted model, not a curated record. Gene Ontology annotation, molecular function: protein serine/threonine kinase activity; ATP binding. Lineage: Eukaryota; Metazoa; Arthropoda; Insecta; Lepidoptera; Cosmopterigidae. The transcript has 3 exons. The coding region runs from base 417 to 1421 and encodes 334 amino acids. Gene Ontology annotation, cellular component: cytoplasm. Gene Ontology annotation, biological process: peptidyl-serine phosphorylation.
UUUCUUUUUCACUUUUUCUCUUUCGAAUCCCGUUUCCAAAUUACUUUCCAUGAUAUUUUAAGUUCCCCCUUUUAAAAACAAGUUAGAGAAAACACUUUGAAAGUGGCUAAAACGCUUACCGCGAAGGGCCAAGGGAAAUAAGAAAAAAAAUUACCAACAGUCAACAUUGGACGGCACUUGAUUGUGACGACAUAAAGUUUCUUUUCUGUUAAUGACGUUAAAUUUGUUGAACGUGAAUGUGUAAUUUUAAUUAAAAACUCUGAAAUUAAAGGGAAAAGUCAUAAAAAUUGUGAUGGUAUACUAUUUUACAGAGUUUAUUCCUACAUUUCCAGAGGAUUUUAGUGGUGUUACUUAUAAGAUAAGUCCUAAAAACAAGAGUUCAUUGAGCGUUAAGUGUUGCACUAAAACUUUCGAAAAUGUCUUUCUUGCGAGGUUCAGAAAACUAUGUAUGGUGUACCACCAGCGUCCUUGGAAAAGGCGCGACUGGUGCCGUCUUCCAGGGAGUCAAUAAAAACAAUGGGGAACCAGUAGCAGUGAAAACUUUCAACCAACUUAGUCACAUGAGGCCUCAUGAUGUUCAGAUGAGAGAAUUCGAGGUUCUGAAGAAAGUGAAGCAUGAGAACAUAGUCAAGCUACUUGCUAUUGAGGAAGAGCAAGAAGGUCGUGGUAAAGUCAUUGUUAUGGAACUUUGCACUGGUGGUAGUCUAUUUAAUAUUUUGGAUGACCCUGAAAAUACUUAUGGCCUUCAAGAGCACGAGUUUCUCUUGGUUCUCGAGCAUUUAACAGCUGGCAUGAAGCAUUUGCGUGAUAAUAAUUUAGUACACAGAGAUUUGAAGCCAGGGAAUAUAAUGAAGUACAUCAAUGAGGAUGGAACAACUACAUACAAACUGACUGAUUUUGGGGCAGCACGGGAAUUGCAAGAAGAAGAGCAGUUUGUAUCCUUGUAUGGUACUGAGGAAUAUUUGCACCCAGAUAUGUAUGAGCGUGCAGUAUUAAGGAAGCCAGUGGGUAAAAGUUUUGGAGCCACUGUGGAUCUGUGGUCGAUUGGGGUCACUCUGUACCAUGUAGCCACAGGACAGUUGCCAUUCAGACCUUAUGGUGGGAGAAGAAAUAAGGAAACAAUGUUUUACAUUACUACUAAGAAAGCUUCUGGGGUUAUUUCAGGCACACAAACAACAGAAAAUGGACCAAUAGAGUGGGCAAGGGAACUCCCAUCUCACUGCCAAUUGAGUGCAGGGCUCAGGAAACUAGUUACGCCACUGUUAGCUGGUUUGCUGGAAGUAGACCCUCAUAGGAUCUGGAGUUUUGACAGGUUCUUUUCUGAAGUGCAGACAGCGACGUCCACGAAGGCAGUGCAUAUAUUUCAUGUUAAUAAGGCGACUAGUCUUAAGUGCAUCUUCGGUGGAAAUGUUCGGGAUUGA